Messenger RNA from Fraxinus pennsylvanica, 369 nucleotides. NCBI's taxonomy places the organism in Eukaryota, Viridiplantae, Streptophyta, Magnoliopsida, Lamiales, Oleaceae. The record is from the annotation of a GenBank genome assembly.
AUGGACCACAAGACUUCGUCAACGAUCGUAACGCGGAGGCUGAUACGUUUCUCGUCACCUCCACCUCCAUCGUACAAUAUUGUUCCACCUUCCAUGAACGUGAUCGAGUUGGCCAAGCAGAAAGCUCAGGAGAUCGCUGCCAGACUCAUUAACACUACUAAUCCCGCCAAAAGGAAUCCAAAAAGCUAUAGUCUCCCAUCUCUAGAGUUCUUAACGACUUUGACGCCAUUUUACCAAUCAACGCUUCUCUUAAAUGUUUAUUUUCACAAUACCCAUCUUUCCCUCCCUUUUAGCGGUUACAUCAGCUUCGUGAUCCGUGUCAUUACUUUCCGAAGUGUACAGAGAUUUGGUUAUACUUGUUUUGAGUGA